CGUAAUCUCGUUUUUUAGUAGUUGUUCUUCAUAUUUUGUUUAUUAGUGACUGAUAUACAAUUUGGAAUGUAUUUAAAUUGCAUUCAAGAAUUGUCAGUGAACGGUACCUCAUGAUUCUGUCUUCCUCUAACUUAAGACAGUCAAAAACUACAUUUAGUAUUGAUGAUCUUGACAAGAAAUAUUGGUGUAACACAGUGAUAGCAUAUUUAAUUGCAGUAAAUUUUUAAGGUUAGAUGAAGGGUGGCACAGUGAUUUGAUAACCAUAUCGCAAUUGGAGUUUUUUUUUAUGAAGUAUCAUAACGCUUAACGUUUUCUUCAUUUUGACAUAAGUAUACGAAAACUUAUAAAGAAAUAACGGUGUAAAUUUAAAUGACAAUAAAUAAUUAUGGCAACAUCUGGUUCUGAUAAAAAGCCAAGAAUAAUCAUUCUAGGAGGAUGUGGUUUCAUAGGUCGUAAUCUUGUAGAAUAUUUACUUGAUAACGAUCUUGUGUCUUUUAUACGUGUCGUAGAUAAAGUACCGCCGCAAACCGCUUGGCUAAAUGCUAAACACCAACAAUUAUUUGAGCAUCCUUUGCUUGAAUUUAAAAGUGCUAAUUUAAUCAAUGCAGUAUCUUGUCAAAAUGCAUUUUUAUCUGAUAAUCCAAUUGAUUUUGUAAUCAAUUGUGCUGGAGAAACAAAAAGUGGUCAAACAGAUCCUGUAUAUAAAGAAGGAAUUUAUAAGUUGAGUAUGAAUUGUGCUCAACAAGCUGCAAAAUUACAAGUCAAUCAUUAUGUAGAAAUAUCUUCUGGUAAUUUUAAUACUUCUGAAAAACAUCCUCUUAAAGAAGAAGAAUCUGGAGAACCAUGGACAUUUGUUGCAAAAUAUAAAUUACAAGUAGAGAAUGAUUUAAAAUAUAUACCAAAUUUAAAUUAUACAAUACUUAGACCUGCUAUUGUAUAUGGUUGUGGUGAUAGAAAUGGAUUAGCACCACGUUUAGUGGUAGGAGCUGUUUAUAAACAUUUAGGAGAAAUGAUGAAGUUACUUUGGGGACCAGAUCUUCAUAUGAAUACAGUUCAUGUGAGAGAUGUAGCUAGAGCUAUUUGGCAUGUAGUAAAUAGCCCAGAUACUAUAGGAAAAACAUAUAAUGUUGUUGAUGAAGAUGAUUCAACUCAAGGAUCAAUCAGUGCUAUAGUUUCAGAAUUAUUUAAUAUCAAUCAUGAUUAUUGGGGUACUGCAUUAUCCACUCUAGCUAAAGUAUGGAAGAAAAUUUUUAUUAUUUUUUUCUUUUUUUAUAUAUAUAUUUAUUUAUAUUAUUCUUUAUGUAUAUUUUAUUAUGUAGGUUUAUAUUGUUCUAUAUGUAUAUUUUAUUAUGGUGGCAGUUAUAGAGGUAUAUUUAUUUGA
Messenger RNA from Apis florea (little honeybee), 1381 nucleotides. RefSeq lists its product as uncharacterized. Lineage: Eukaryota; Metazoa; Arthropoda; Insecta; Hymenoptera; Apidae. The record is from RefSeq and is a predicted model, not a curated record.